CGGCAUCUCAGACAACGACAAAGGUAGCAAACCCAUUGCAACUCAACAAGGCUUGCUUAUCGCUAUAUAUAUCUUGUUUGGAAGCGUUAGCCUACUAAGCAAAACCAAGCCAAUGAAGCUGCUGUCUUCACAUUGCAUAUUUCUGUUUUUUUCUGGUGAUAACUCUUUCAUUGUAAUCUGUUGUGCAGUGCUAGCAUUGUUAGCAUGAACAGUUUUAUAUUGGGGGAAAAAGCAUUGUUACUACAUCGCUAAUGUUCGCCGUCUUUGUGUGGGCUGACCAUUUGAAUUGUCCCUGGAGACGAAUUCUUAAGUUACAUUUAUCGCAUUUGCAGGUCCUUUUUCGGAGUUGGUUUGAGAGGGAGAAGGCAAGAUUAGCUGCUAUUUUCAUACACUGCUACAAAUGAGUGUGUCUCAGUGAAAAGACUGAAAUUAGUCAGUGUGAAAUUUUGCACAUCAAAACAUCGUAUGUUGGCACUAUUGUUUGCAGAAAUAUGUAACUCCUAUGUCUAUAAAAGUCAUGAAUGGAUGGAUUAACGUGGAAGCUAACGUGGUAACAGCAAAAAACAAAACCACUGGUUGGGAAGUUUAAUUUAACGAGACAAAAGCGCAAUUUGAUGCCCAACGCAUGGAAUCGUGGUGGUUUGGUGCACAACAAUAGUGUGGAAUGUAGAACUAAUUUUAGUUGACGGGGCUGUAUGCUGUUCUCACUUCCACCCCUCAAAAUGUGCCUAUAAACAGUUCAUUACAUCUUAGGAAGUUUUUUUUGCGAUGCUUAUUUGUUGAAGCGUGGGAAAAAUAGGGUUUGCUUGGUAGGUGAGACAACUUUUUAAUGGCUUACCUCAAACUUGAUUUUUAAAAAUAACUGGCUGGAUGUCAUUGAGUUGCAAGUCUGCUGUGGUUUAAGGAAGAUAAGACCCUUGAUACAUAGUUUUUAAAACACCAUUAGUUAGGAUUGUUCAUAAACUGAGUGUGUUUGACAAACUUUUUUCCUACCCUAACAAAUCAUUGGAUCUUUUAAACUGGCAGUACCACUUGGUUUAAAUAAUAGGUUUAAACCCCAAAAAAUUGUUCAUUAUAUCCCUGUGCAGUCUUUAUCUGGUUGCUUGGCCGAGGAGUCCUACAUCAACUGGUUUUCUAACUUGGGAUGCUGAUAACUGCAAUGGAGAGCAACAAGAGACACCAGAAAGGGGGACACUUUUGCAUUGCUCCAGGUUGCAGUAAUAUUUAUUACAAAGUUAAGAGUGAGGGGAAGAAUAUCCACUUUCAUUCUUUGCCCUUGAGGCGGCAGGUGGUUCUACAACGUUGGCUAACUGCUCUGAAACAAGACAGUUCUAAAGUAAGCCGUACUGCCAGGGUGUGUAGUGACCACUUUAUAGAGGAGGAUUAUUUGGAGGAGAAGGUCUUUGAGUCAGACGCAUUGGUGACUCGCAGGACCAACAGGUUGAAGUCCGAGGCUACUCCUUCUGUGUUUGACUUUUCCACCAUUGGGUCAAGUGGCAAUCCAACACAGUCCACUAGCAAAGACACAGCUGUGCACCAUAAGGAGAGGGAACAACGGCGCACCAUUUUGGCAGAGCAGAGAGAGGAGCACAAAGAUGCCACAGAAACACCAACAGAAUCAUUAGCCGGACCAAGUCAAGGAAAGGAUGGCAGUGCAGCUUCGGACUCAUUUGUUGGUGCCAACAAAACGGAACCCAUGGGGGGUCUGCCAUCCAUGCUGUCCACCCAGCAGGCCGAGAAGGAGGCAGCGGCGGCGGAGGGAGACAAGUGCUCCCCUGCCUGCUCCCCAGUGAGCAAACCUGCUGCAGGACAUGCCGCCAAGUCCCUGUCAUCAGCUGCUUCUUCAUCGCUGUCCUGCUCUCCCUCUACGUCUUCACCUCUGUCGCCAGGCCGGGCAAAAAUGAGCGUUUCAGGCCCUGUUAACAGCAAAUCCACCAACCCACCUGUUCCUUCGUCCUCCUCUUCGUCCACUGCCACAUCUUGCUCCUCUCCCUCCAUCUCACCGGGCCCACCCAAGAUCCACCGGGCCCGAAAGACCAUGAAUAGGCCUUCCUCAGGGCAGAUGAGUCAGGCUGAGGCUCCAUCUGCCACUGGCAGUCCCUCUGGAUCUUCCUCAAACCCUGAAACUGUUGCAAAAAAGAGGAAACUGGGUCAUUCAUCAGACGGCACACCUGAGAUGGCUGAAAGCCUUCCAGACCAUGCUCAUAGUGGGAGGGACGAGUUAUUCCAUAAAAAAGUGGAGUCUGUCACAGAUACGGCUUCAGUGAAGAACAAAAGCGGAGUGGGGAAGUCGGAGGAGGAAGGGAGCAGAAAGAAUCAGAUUUCCAACCCGUCCUCUCGAGAUUCGGAAAAGCUGAAGAAGAUGGAAAAUGGGGGAGAAACAAGGCAACAAGCGAAGGACACAGAGGAUCCAAGUUUGGAGUCUGAAACACAGAAAGUAAUCCAGAGUAGAAAUGAAAGCGAGGAGUCUUCAUGGCUGCCGUCAGAUCAGGACAAAGAGAGAAACAUCUCUGAUUUGGUGGAGACAGAGGAAGAAAGGCCUGGAGAGUACACAGAGGUUCCUUUGGGCGCGCUGGACAUUGCAGCUGCCGACAGUCUGACUCUUUCUCCUCCUCCCGACGGGAGCGAGGCAGGUGACACCGAGCGUCUGGAGGAGCUUCCUCUGUGCAGCUGCAGGAUGGAAGCUCCUCGCGUCGACAGCACCAGCAGCAGAGUCAGCAAACAGUGUAUGGCCACAGAAAGCAACAAUGGAGAGCUGCGGUCGUGCACCAACUGGACCGCUAAAGGGGAGACCAUGCGGCCGUCCAGUCGGGUCCAGCUCAUGGUGCUCUGUGACGUCCAUCGCUCACACAUGGUCAAACACCACUGCUGUCCUGGCUGUGGAUACUUCUGCAUUGCUGGCACUUUCCUCGAAUGCUGCCCGGACCAGCGCAUCGCUCACCGUUUCCACCGGGGCUGCGUGACGGUGCUGAGCGGCGGGCGCAGCAGAGUCAACGGCGGUGGCAUGCUUUUCUGCCCCCACUGUGGUGAAGACGCCUCGGAGGCCCAGGAGAUCACCAUCCUCUCCAGCAGCUCUGCCACAGCUUCAGCAACCACAGUGGUCACCAUGUCAGCCUCCUCCACCACUACCCCGUCUCUGCCCCCGUCCGCCCCCACGGGACCGUCUCUCACCGCCUCCACAGGAGGGAUGAAGGAUGGGAAGAUGCCUGAACGACCUGUCAGUGCUCGUAUGCGCAGUCAUGGCUUGGUUAUGCAGGCAGUAGAGCAGCAGCCUCCGCAGCCUGUGGCCUCCGCAGCCACAGAGACCACUACCCCCCCGGCAGAAGAGGGAGUGGACAGUGUGGGACCCUCCCUUUGUAUGCCCAAUGGAAAGCCAAUCUGCCCGAGUGCACUUCCACCCGGUCCCAGCAGGGCGGCGCUGCAGAAAGCCAUUCUCAUGCAAGACACUGAGAGGAAGAAGAAACUGAGGUUCCACCCACGACAGCUUUACCCCGCGGCCAAACAAGGAGAGGUGCAGAGAGUGCUGCUUAUGCUGAUGGAGGGAAUAGAUCCAACGUACCAGCCCGACUCUCAGAACCGACGCUCUGCUCUUCACGCUGCAGCUCAAAGAGGUCUGUUGGAGGUUUGCUACAUGCUGGUGCAGGCUGGUGCGCAGGUGGACGCUAAGGACAAGGACCUGAGGACUCCAUUGUUGGAGGCCAUCAUCAAUAAUCACAUAGAGGUGGCUCGGUACCUGAUCCAGAACGGUGCCUGCGUGUAUCAUGUUGAGGAGGAUGGAUAUACAGGACUCCAUCAUGCUGCCAAGCUGGGAAACCUGGAAAUUGUUAAUAUGCUUCUGGAGACGGGGCAGGUCGACGUGAACGCGCAGGAUAGUGGUGGGUGGACACCGAUUAUCUGGGCUGCAGAGCACAAACACGUUGAGGUGAUUAAAUCGCUGCUGAACAGAGGGGCGGAUGUCUCCAUCAAUGAUAAGGAGCUGAACGUGUGUCUCCACUGGGCCGCGUAUGCCGGCAGCGUUGACAUAGCGGAGAUGGUGCUGAACGCCGGCUGCUCGCUCUCUUCGGUUAAUGUCCACGGAGACACGCCGCUGCACAUCGCUGCCAGAGAAGGUUACUUGGACUGCGUGACGUUGUUCCUGUCCAGAGGCGCUGAAAUUGACAUCGUUAACAGGGAGGGAGACACACCUCUCAGUCUGGCCCGGGCCGACACACCAGUCUGGGUUUCCCUCCAGAUUAACAGGAAGCUGCGAAGGGGCAUCACCAAUCGCUUGCUUCGAACAGAAAAAAUCAUCUGCAGUGACAUCGCGCAGGGCUACGAGAACGCUCCGAUCCCCUGUGUGAAUGCAGUGGAUGAUGAGGGUUGUCCCUCGGAUUAUAAAUAUGUUUCAGAAAACUGUGAAACCUCAGCAAUGAAUAUAGAUCGUAAUAUCACACACUUACAGCACUGCGGCUGCACAGACGACUGCUCAUCGAGUAACUGCCUCUGUGGACAGCUCAGCAUUCGUUGCUGGUAUGACAAGGACCAGCGACUACUUCAGGAGUUCAACAAAAUUGAACCUCCACUCAUCUUUGAGUGCAACAUGGCGUGUUCGUGUCAUCGAACAUGUAAGAACAGAGUGGUCCAGGCAGGAAUCAAAGUUCGUCUGCAGCUCUACAGGACAGAGAAGAUGGGCUGGGGAGUUCGAGCUCUGCAGGACAUACCCCAGGGCAGCUUCAUCUGCGAAUAUGUUGGGGAGCUGAUCUCGGAUGCUGAAGCAGACGUUAGAGAAGAUGACUCAUACCUGUUUGACCUGGAUAAUAAGGAUGGAGAGGUGUAUUGCAUUGACGCGCGGUACUACGGGAACAUUAGCCGCUUCAUCAACCACCUCUGUGACCCAAACCUGAUCCCCGUCCGAGUGUUCAUGCUGCACCAGGACCUGCGGUUCCCCCGCAUCGCCUUCUUCAGCUCCAGGGACAUCCUCAGUGGGCAGGAGCUGGGGUUUGACUACGGAGACCGGUUUUGGGACAUUAAGAGCAAGUACUUCACCUGCCAGUGUGGAUCAGAGAAAUGCAAGCACUCGGCUGAGGCCAUCGCCUUGGAGCAGAGCAGGCUGGCUCGGUUGGAGGCCUGCUCAGAGUCCGGAGCCGACUGCGGGAUGACCAUGCUUGGAAACUCUUGAAACACUUUCUUUUGGGCCCUUUGGAUUAUCACCAGUUUUACAUGUCCACAAUAGUAAUGGAAGUACAUCAUGCUUGAGGGAUGCUGUAUAUGGUGCUUUUUGUUGUUUGUUUUCCCACAGGAGAUAUUCUUUUCCCAAAACGAUCACAUUGUCAUUUCAUACUUUCAUGGUAGAGGUCAGGACCUUUACUUUUUAUAAAGAAGUUGAAGGUGAAGGUCAUGUGAUUCAGUGUAUACUGUAAUUUUACUGUAUCUCACAACGUAUGCCUUUAUACAGAUGUGCACCAGGAGUCUGCCUUCAUCUACCUGCCAAUUAUAAAUGCAUUUUAUAUAUAUAUAUAUCACCACAUCUUUUUCUUUUUUUAUAUUGUGCCAACAAACAAUGCUUUUUGGUACAAAAACUAAACUUUCCCCAUCAAACCCAUGCUGCACUCAUUAAGGGCCUCUAUUGAUUUUUUGUUUAUGGAUUUUUUUUUUCUUUUGUCCCUAUUUUUUUAUACAUAUUGUCUCUUUUGUCAUUUGUAGUGUAAUAAAUUAACUCAUGA
Messenger RNA from Menidia menidia (Atlantic silverside), 5702 nucleotides. The record is from the annotation of a GenBank genome assembly. NCBI's taxonomy places the organism in Eukaryota, Metazoa, Chordata, Actinopteri, Atheriniformes, Atherinopsidae.